This is a messenger RNA of Rhopilema esculentum, 2142 nucleotides long. Its product is annotated as NEDD8-conjugating enzyme Ubc12. The record is from RefSeq and is a predicted model, not a curated record. NCBI's taxonomy places the organism in Eukaryota, Metazoa, Cnidaria, Scyphozoa, Rhizostomeae, Rhizostomatidae.
ACGAGGUCUGUAUCACAGUCUACUACUUCGCAUACCAGAGGAUGAGUUACCAAAAUUUGGAACAACAAUGUUGCUAGGUUUUCGUUUAGUAAAUGAAAACUAGACAAAAGGACAGUGUAAAUUCAACGUAAUAGCUAAGUUUGUUCAAGGAAUAACGAAAGAUGAUUAAAUUAUUCUCGUUGAAACAACAAAAACGAGACGGCGAGGCUGGGAAGCCCGGAGCUAAGCGUGCCUCAGCAGCACAGCUUCGGAUACAAAAAGAUCUGAAUGAGUUACAGUUGCCAAAGACAUGCCAGACAGAAUUUCCUGAUCCAGAUGACUUGCUCAAUUUUAAACUUGUUAUUUGCCCCGAUGAGGGUUUCUACAAAACUGGAAAAUUCACCUUUAGUUUCAAGGUUGGUCCAAACUACCCUCAUGAACCACCAAAAGUUAAAUGUGAAACUAUGGUUUAUCAUCCAAAUAUUGAUCUUGAAGGAAACGUUUGUCUUAACAUUCUCAGAGAAGAUUGGAAGCCUGUACUGACCAUCAACUCAAUAGUUUAUGGCUUGCAGUAUUUAUUUUUGGAACCAAACCCAGAAGAUCCUUUGAACAAAGACGCAGCUGAAAUCCUUAGGCAAAACAGAAGACUCUUUGAGCAAAACGUAGCCAGAUCAAUGCGUGGAGGGUAUAUUGGCAGUGUGUACUUUGAUCGUUGUAUAAAAUAGCAUGCGACAUUUGCUAAAAUUUCUUAUCCUAGUAUACCUAUUGGCCUCGCUUUAGAUUAUUCUUUUCUUCGUUAUCUCCAAUAACCAUAAGCUUAGUUCCAUUUUUGUUUUAUUUGCCAAGGGUAGACGAUAGUUUGUUUGUGGAGUACAUUAAAUAUUCUCGAUAUGGUAGUGUUUUUUGACACAAGCAAAGUACAUUAUCAAUGAAUUCCAAUUUUGUUAGUUAAGACAAAGGCGCUAUGUAAGUUAUUUCGCCAGUUUUUGAAGGAAUCUUAUGUUUUGUUGGUGCUGCUGAAAAUCCUGGCGGGCUGGUUAGUCAGGGGCGAUUUACAUAAGAAAGUCAAUCCGGACAGCUAAAGAAAUCCAUUGUGUUUUGCUGCGAUUCUUGAGAGAACAGCCCGCAGUGAGUCCAACUCAUUUUCUCAACCCGUGUUGAAAUUGAUGUCCCUUCUUUUUCAACCCGUGAUGUCCCUUCUUGGAAUAUUAAUGUGAACUUUGGAACUUUUUCUCCUCUGGUAGCCAGAUAUAGAAUUAUUGCCGACUAAACAAACAGGGGAAAAGUUAUCUAAGUUUUAAACAAGAGUUGAAUCUCACCCGAGGUUGGAAAUCUAACGAAAGGAAAGAAAGCCAACUUUUCAAAGCCGAUAUGCCUUUGAUAAUCUAAAUGAUUUGAUCUCAACCCGGAAUGCCUUUGAUAAUUUAAAUGAUUUGAUCUCAACCCGGAAUGCCUUUGAUCAUUUAAAUGGUUUCUAAGAAUUGAACAGCUUAUAAAGUUAUUCUUUAUGUCACCUGCUACAUAUUUACCCUUGUAUAUAAAGCAGUACAGUUCUUAUAUAUAAUUACGCCAAAGAAGUCAUUAUGGUUUUUAGUAGAAGGUCUUUCAUCACUUUCCACACUUCCAAAGCAGUUGAUUAAUUAAUAUGCUGUUUGUUAGUUUGUUUGAAGUGAGAUAAAACUUCAGAUUCUGUUUUUGACACAUCCCCCAUUACACUGCGGCUUUCCUAGCACAAAGGCCUAACCCUAAUAACAAGCAUACAGGCAGUAUUAUAAUUAUUUCUUGUGUUAAAAUUACUGCUUUUAUAUACAGCAGUAUAGUGAAAUAUAAUUAAUGUAUGUUUCUCUCCUUACCUUAAUGGCAGUCACGAGCUAACGAGCUUUGCUUUUUAUGCUGGUAAGAUUUUAUUGCAAAUAUUAUGCCUUUCAAAAAACUUCCUUUUCUCGAAAUAUAGCAAGAUACUUGUAGCCCCAGAGUUAUGAUUACGUCUCUGUGUUUUAAAUUCCCUUUGCACGAUUUUCAUGUUUUGUGAGUUUGUGUUUUCUCGGCGUCACGUCAUCAUGUCAUAUCUUGAAAAAUAUGCCCUUCUAUAAAGCUGUUGGUUCUAUUAGUUUUAUUAUUCGCAAACUAUUCUCAUUUAAUGAUCGAGUGUCUCAGUCUAUC